AUGUAAGAAAAAAUAAGUGAAUUAUUAUUGCAUUAAAUCCCAGGGGUUUGUCGAUUGACAAAGCAAUGUGUCGAUCACAUGUCAGGAAUGUUAGUUGAAGAUACACCCUAGAAUGCUGCGGAUGUUUAAGAGUUAAUGGGGGAGUAUUUUAGAAACGGAGGAAAAUUGACCACAUAAGAAAUUAAUAAAAUUUGCCAAAAAAUAUUUGAUGCUCUUGAAAAAGAGUAACUAAUAAAAAAAGAGCAGAAACACACUUUAGCAGCUGAGCGAUUGCCAGAUGAAGUUAUACUCUCUGAGCUUGAUUUCUAUUUGGAAAAAGACACUGAAAUCAUUAAAUUCGAGGAUUUAUUUAAAGAAUAAGUGGCAACAAACACAAACGAAUAAAUUUAGAAGAAGGACCGUAAGGAAAAGUUGAGAUAGAAGGAGGACAUUAAAGCUUAGGAAGCAUAUGAGAAACAUAUUAAAACAAUUAAGGAUUAAAAAACACAUAUUCCUCCAGCAAGAGUGAGACACAGCAAAGCAGAUUAAGAUGGCAAGAAAUUGGAUAUUGUAAUCGAUAAAUUAUCAAUAAUUGUGGGAGGCAGAGCAUUAUUGGAAGACACAUCUUUAUAAUUGAUAUAUGGUUAAAAGUAUGGUCUAGUCGGUAGAAAUGGUAUUGGUAAAACAUGUCUCAUGAAUGCCCUCGCAAGAUAUGAAUACGAAAAUGCUGAAAAAUUCAGACAUGUUUAAGUGUUGUUAGUGGAAUAAGAAAUCUCAGAGACUGAUAAGAAUCCUGUUUA
Molecule: messenger RNA, 779 nt
Organism: Paramecium tetraurelia
Lineage: Eukaryota; Ciliophora; Oligohymenophorea; Peniculida; Parameciidae
Exons: 3
Molecular function (GO): ATP hydrolysis activity; ATP binding
Source: RefSeq, a predicted model, not a curated record